AUAAAGCAUCCGUGAUCCGACAAAUCCUCUAUGCUCCGAGCUGGAAAACCUUCCGACUGUCUUCCUUUCAUACAGCUGUGCCAGUGUCUCUCCGCUGCAGUCGAGCAAAGCCAGGGUUCUGCUGAAAUCCUCGCAGGAUCUGGAUGCAGACAAUCUGGCAGGCGUGGUCGUGGGCCGGUCCAGCCUGCCAUAAACGUCAAAAACAGAGGGAUGCGGAGGGCUAGGAAAACACAGACCCACAUCAACACCGUUCACACUGGAAAAACGAGCCUGAUUAUCGAUCGCUAGGUUUUGACACAUUGCAUUGCAUUGCAGAUUCACAGGGCGUCUGUGCGCGCAAAGGACAAAGAGGAGAGGAUGUUGUAAGCCGUAUCGCCUGGUCCUGCUUUGCCUAUCCUUUCCUUUCUCUGUUUUCUUUCUCUCCCCUUCUCCUCUGUCCCACGCUGGGAAGAAGAAGAUGAGUAGAAGUCCCACUCCUAAAGGGACUCCGGUCCAGCACAGUCCUGUAGACGGAGAGUGUCUGGAGGGAGAAAUGAUCCAGUCUCCGCAGCAGUCCACGCCAUCCAGCGGCCUCAAGAAACGAGUUUCCAGUCUCCUGCAAAGCCCUUCCUUCAGAGAGGAGCUGGAUGUGUUGAUUCAGGAGCAGAUGAAUAAAGGAGGAAGCUCCUCUAAUCUGUGGGCUCUUAGACAGAUCGCAGACUUCAUGGCCACUCACGGAUCCCCGGCCUCGCUGCCCGUCUCUCAGUCCAGUAUUUAUAUGCGUGUUAGUAAAGAACAGGAACAUUUCCUCGUGCUGCCGGAUGGUUUGGCCUACGGCGAGGGGACCGCCUCCAAUCUGGUGAAGGUGAAUAUUCUGGGGGAGGUUGUGGAGAAAGGCAGCACUGCUCUGGGAGUGGAUCUGUCUGCGUUUGGUCUGCAUUCUGCCGUAUAUUCAGCUCGACCGGACAUCCGCUGCCUUCUGCACCUCCACACUCCAGCCACGGCUGCGGUAUCAGCCAUGAAAUGUGGCCUUCUGCCGCUAUCCCAUGAGGCUUUGCUGGUGGGCGAUGUAGCUUAUUAUGACUAUAAUGGAGUGAUGGAGGAAGAAGAGGACAGAGUGGAGCUCCAGAAGAGCCUCGGCCCGACAUGCAAGGUGCUGGUGUUGAGGAACCAUGGCAUCGUGGCACUGGGAGAGUCAGUGGAGGAGGCCUUUUACACAAUCUAUCACAUCCAGACCGCCUGUCAAAUACAGGUGGCAGCACUGUGCAGCGCUGGAGGAGAACAGAACCUGAUCAUGCUGGACCGCAGCGUUCACCGGCCCGUCGCCACAGGCACUGUGGGUUGGGCCGGAUCCACCUUCGGCCCCAUGCACAAGAGCAGGCUGGGAGAACAUGAGUUCGAAGCAUUGAUGAGGACGCUGGACAAUCUGGGUUACCGUACAGGUUAUGCCUACCGUUUCCCAGUGAUGCUGGAGCGCUCCAGAACCAGGAGAGAGGUGGAGGUUCCUGCCACCGUCACCUCAUUUUCCUUUCAUGAUGAUGGAUUUCAGCCUCACCCUCGUCUCCAUCCUCACGCCCAGAGACAGCAGCAGAAGACCAGAUGGCUAAACACCCCAAACGUCUAUCAGAAAGUCAGCCAGGACCAGGUCAGUCCGGGACAUCGGACUACAUGGCAGAAGGCCGAGGAAAUCAUGCAGGGCAGUGGACGGGCCAUUAAGAUAGAGAAUCCAAACCAGUUUGUCCCUCUGUUCACCAACCCACAGGAGGUGCUUGAGACUAGAAAUAAGAUACGGGAGCAGAAUCGUCAGGACAUGAAAACAGCCGGACCUCGGUCUCAGGUGUUAGCCAGCGUCAUCACAGACAACAGUCCACCGACUCCAGAAGCUGUGGGGCCUCCAUCCGCUCCGGAGCCGGAGACUCCGAACCCCUUCAACAAACUGACGGAUCAGGAGCUGGAGGAGUACCGCAAGGAGGUGCAGCACAAGCAGGACGGUGUGGAGGAGGUAGUGAAUGACACGGGGGCCUCCCCCAGAAAGACCCCACCGUCAGAAGCGGUGCAGAACGAUAAAGGCGAUGAAAAGAAACAGCAGGAGGAGCUAGAAAAACAAAUGAAGGCACUAUCCACCACUGACACGUCGGGAACCACGCCCUCGGCCCCGCCCCCGACUCCGCCCACUGCCCCGCCCAACAAACCCGCAGGCCACACCCCAGAGGGCUCGCCUUCCAAAUCUCCAUCCAAGAAAAAAAAGAAGUUCAAAGCUCCCUGUUUUCUAAAGAAAAGCAAGAAGCAAAAAGAGAAAGCAGAAUCUUGAACUCUUACAGACAAGUGUUCGUCACACACACAAACACAUCUCCACAUCCAGUCAGACUCACUGUGUGUCCAUUUACUGACCUUUACAUGCCAUACGAGUUGUGUACGCGAUGCAAAUUUCACAAUGCUUCACUGAUGCACAUUGAAUAUGUGACCCUUCCCUUGCUUUAAAAUGAAUUGCACUGAGUACAUGCGUAGAAAAAAGAAUGUGGCACUGAGUAAGCAUUGAUUGUUCAUGUCUAUCGAUUCUGAUUGUUGCUCAUUAUCAGGUUUAUAGAACUACAUGUGGCAUUUUUUUAAACUAUCAUAAACAUCUCCAUCUCACUGUGUUGUGAAUAGCAGGGAUGAACUAAAUGAACAUGCACUGGAAAUCAUGAUUGCGAUGGCUUGCAAAUAAUAAACAUCAACAAGCCAAAAUAAGCAAGAUCAUGGCUUGACGCUGCAAAGAAAAUCCAACUUUAAAUGCACGACUUGUUUUUCUUCUUAUAUUGUUAUUAUUUAUUAUCUUUUUUAUGUAUGUGUGCUUUGCAGUUGGGAUUAUUUUUAUGAUCAUUCACGGUUAUUUAAAUGCUUUUGUGUGUAUAUUUGCUGGUUUAUAAACUUGGUUCCAUGUCAAUAUUAGAAUGUAAAAUGCUAGGAUCGGAUGUACCAUUCAUUAAA
Sinocyclocheilus rhinocerous is the source of this 2949-nucleotide messenger RNA. RefSeq names its product beta-adducin-like. The coding region runs from base 458 to 2290 and encodes 610 amino acids. The record is from RefSeq and is a predicted model, not a curated record. The transcript has 15 exons. Gene Ontology annotation, molecular function: actin filament binding. Gene Ontology annotation, biological process: barbed-end actin filament capping. NCBI's taxonomy places the organism in Eukaryota, Metazoa, Chordata, Actinopteri, Cypriniformes, Cyprinidae. Gene Ontology annotation, cellular component: postsynaptic density; plasma membrane; cytoskeleton.